This is a messenger RNA of Schistosoma curassoni, 4300 nucleotides long. NCBI's taxonomy places the organism in Eukaryota, Metazoa, Platyhelminthes, Trematoda, Strigeidida, Schistosomatidae. The record is from the annotation of a GenBank genome assembly.
GGGUAGUGUUAGUUGUGCGAUAACAUAUGUCACCAAAAUUGGGAUAUUUACUUUGUCACACAAUUAAUAUAAGAAAGUUGUACAUCUAGUUGGAGAGUCCAAAAUAAGACGAAACGCACGCCUAUGUAUAUGGACAAAAAGGGGACUAAUUUUUCUCAUACUAACAUUUUAACUUUUACAUAUAUUGGCAAGCUUCUGGAACAUAAUCAUUGGAGUUAAGUAUAUAAAUAACUAAUUACUGAUUUAAUAAAUGAGUAUAAAUACUAUGUAUAUUCUUUCUUGGUUUGGCAUUGUAAAGAAUAACAAUAUAAUUAAUUGUUUAACAGUAUUCAUCAGUAAACAAUAUUUGUAUUCUCAGUAGUAAAAUCAUUUUUUGAAAAAAAAAUCUACUCAAAUCUAUAUAUAUAUAUCCAUACAAUAAUCAUGGAACUGGAAAUAAGAAAACCAGUUAAAAACCAACAACAACAGCAACAACAGCAGCAACAACAACAAAAUCAAGGAAAUAAUGAAUUGUUACAUACAUCUUCUAGUACAUUAUGCUCAUUUAUCUCAGCUACACCCAAUUGGACAAAUGCUGCAUUAAUUGGUGAACAUUUAUGGAAUGAUACAACUUCUACGGAAACGUGCUAUGUUGAUGAAUCAGAAUGUACUAAAUCUGGAGCGAAAAGGAAAUGCUCUGUUUGUCAUAUUGUUUGUCAUGUAAAUUGUCUUCCAUUGGUUCAGGUAUCAUGUAGACCAACGUUUCGUGAAGCAUUUAUUCAUGAUUAUCGUACAGAGAAAACUUAUACGACACAUCAUUGGGUUAAACGACGAAAACAAAACAAAAAAUGUAACCAUUGUGGAAAGUCUUUACAAUCAAUACUGGGAUUUUCAUCUAAAGAAUAUAUAACGAUUCAAUGCACUUGGUGUAAAAUAGGUUAUCAUAAUAAAUCAACUUGUUUUCGUGAAUCAUAUUUCACUGAACCAUGUUCAUUAGGACCAUAUUCAUGUUUAAUUGUUCCACCUGAUUGGAUUAUUAAAUUAACUGAAAGAAAUAAUCACAAAUUAUCCUCCUCUCCAUCAUCAUCAACAUCAACACCAUUAACAUCUACAUCAAUAUAUCGAUCAAAUAGUUUUGUUACACCUUCAUGUUUAACAAAUUAUAAAUUAAAUUCAUCACCAUUACGUUCUUCAUAUUCUCGUCCAGAUAAUCUUAAUGAUUCAAAUCAAUUAAUUCAGAAUAUAUCAGAACAAUUAACUUCCAUGACAUCUAUAAUAACAAAUGAUGAUAAUGAUGAUAAUAAACAAUCUAUUUCAAUGAGUCAAUCCAAUAUGAUUGAUAUUCAAUCGAAUCUAUCAUUUGUGAUUAAAACAAAUCCAAUUAAUAAUGUUUCUUUAAACCCAUUAUUAGUAUUUCUUAAUCCAAAAUCUGGUGGUAAUCAAGGUAUAAAUUUAUUAAAAAAAUUUCAAUGGUUAUUAAAUCCACGUCAAGUAUUUGAUUUAUCUAAAGGUGGACCAAAAAUGGGUUUAGAAUUGUUCAGUCGUGUACCGAAUCUACGUAUCCUAGUAUGUGGUGGUGAUGGUACAGUUGGUUGGAUAUUUUCUACUAUUGAUUCAAUGAAUUUUAAUACAAUACCACCAGUUGCUGUAUUACCAAUAGGUACUGGAAAUGAUUUAGCUAGAGCAUUAAAUUGGGGUUCAGGUUAUAUUGAUGAAUCUGUAUCGAAAAUAUUAAACUCCGUUUACGAAGGUCGUGUUAUUGCGUUAGACAGAUGGCAAGUGAAUAGUGAAGUACAAACAGAUUUUCAGACAACUCAACAACUAACCGACUAUGAAGAUGAUGAUUCCACAAGAAAUAGACCAAUUUCUGAUACAUUACCCUUGAAAGUUUUCAAUAAUUAUUUUUCUCUUGGUGCAGAUGCUGCAACAGCAUUACAAUUUCAUGAAUCAAGAGAAGCAAAUCCUGAAAAAUUCAAUAGUCGUUUAAAAAAUAAAUUAUUUUACGCUGGACUUGGUGGUAAAGAUCUACUUCGACGAAGUUGGCGUGAUCUAUCGGAACAUAUUACACUUAUUUGUGAUGAUGAAGAUUUCACUCCACUUAUCCGUAGUUUGAAACCACAUUGUAUAUUGUUUCUAAAUAUUCCAAGAUAUGGAUCUGGCACCUUACCAUGGGGUCAGCCAACAGCAGAAUUCCAACCUCAAAGAAUUGAUGAUGGAUAUAUUGAAGUCAUAGGUCUUACAUCGACGUCAUUAGCAACUUUACAAAUAGGUGGACAUGGUGAUCGAAUUUGUCAAUGUCGUCGUGUACAUCUUACAACAGAUAUUGUUAUCCCUAUGCAAAUGGAUGGUGAACCAUGUCGUUUAAUGCCAUCAAAAAUUGAUGUAUUCUGUUCACAUCAAGCAUUAGUCAUACAAAAAUUAACACGUUCACCUAUCUCAGCUGUAACACUUAACGAAUUUUGCGGUCAUUGUAAUUGUUUUGCUUAACAUCACCAUAUUAUUAGAUUAUGGAUCAUAUCAUCAUUGAUUUGUCACAGCUGAUUCAUCAUUAUUAUUUCUUCUUUUUUUUCGGUAUUAUCUUUCAAUCAUUGAAUAUUUACUUCACUAUUAUUGUUUUGUUUUGUUUUGUUUUAUGAUUAUGAUUACCUAAUUAAAAUAAUUAUUCAUUUAAUUAAGAUUUAUUGUUACCAUCUAUAUCGAUCAUAAAAGAUGACAUUCUACUGUGGAAUGUUUCAAUCUGUUUUCGGUUGUUUCUUUCUUGUAUAAAGAAAAACUAUCAUGAGGGUUAACAGGUAUUUAUGUUCUCUCUCUCUCUCUCUCUCUCUCUCUCUCUCUCUCUCACUUUGUCCCUCAAUCUGCAUUAAGUAUCUUUAAGUUUCAAGUCUUUUUGUAUUACUGUUGAGCUGAUCAAAUUAUUAUGGAACCGGAAGAGGAGAAAUCUUUAGUUAUAUAUAUAUGGGUAGAUAGAUAGAUAAUAGAACAUUCUGGUUCCUAUGUCCCUCUUGUUAUACAAAUGACUAUGUAUUUUGAUUUUCUCAAACAAUUUCCUUACAAUCAGUAACAUCUUUAAUCAUUAUCAUCUUCUGUAAUAGAAUUUUUUAAUAUUUAAUUAUUAUAUAAAUUAGAACACAAUCAAUAUGAAAGAUGAAGUUGGUUUGUUUUUUGUCAUUGUCAUUGUUAUAAUUACAUCGUUUGUUAUUUUCUCUAAAUAGCUCAGUUAAUCGAUUGAAUUGGUUUACAUUAUUUCAAAUCUCUACAUUUGUGUAUUACUGAUACUAAUUAUAAAAUGGUUUAGAUGAACACUGAGUGAUAGUUGAUUAUGUUUUCUUUUGUUUUGUUUUCUUUUUUUUGUAUUUUACAUUUUAAUCUUGUAAAUUUGUACUUCAAUUUCUUGUACAUCUUUCUUCUUUUUUCUUUUGUUUUUUUUCUUUUUGAUUGUUUGUUUAUAUGAUUUAUUAUCUUAUUUUGUAUUUAUCUAUUUUUGUUUAUAAAUAGAUGAUAUCAAUUUUGUAUAUUGAAUAGUCGCUUACUUUAUAUGGGUAGAAUAUAUUGUAUAAACGAAACAAAUAUCAUUAUAAUCAGACAGGGGUUUCGUGGAGAUUGUAGUGAUUUAAUCAUUGAAUUUAUGAGUCAAUUAAAGCUAGAUCACCAUGAAAAACCUGGAAGCAUUGAACGGCCGUCUCAUCCUAAGCAGUGAUCAUCCAUAAUCCUACCUCUCGAGAUUCCAACCCAGGACUUAUAAGUAUUGCGCGCGAACGCUUGACCUCUAGACCAUUGAGCCGGUUGGCAUCCAACGAUGUUAAUAUCUAACUUCAACUAAUCCAUAAAAUUGAGCGACACAUCCAUCAUUGUCCUCAGUGAGGUAUUUACUAUCUCACAACAGACCUAGUUGAAUUUCACUGGUUACUGAUUCUCACUAGAACUCCAAGAAAUAACUAUUGGAGACAGUCACUAGUGAGCAUAUGUUGAUUAUAAUCAGGGAGAGGUUUUUGUGGAUUUGCAAAUAGUCAUUUACACUUAAAAACAAUACUAUAAUUUGUAACUGAAUGAAUAAUAACUAAGUAUAAUAAACAUUCAACCUAAUUGAUCAAUGCUUUGUAAUUAUUUGUAAACAACAACAACAACAGCAACAAAAAGCACUUGUCAAUUACCAUAUGAAUUUGUUUGUUAAACUAAUAAGUGAAUCAUUAACCAAUAAACAAUAAUCUUUAUUUUGGAAUAUUUACAUUUAACUAGUUUAAAUGACAUUUUUAUCCCUAACUACUAAAUUUUAUCAGUUUAGGAGUUGUGGAGAUUGUUAAGUUUUUGAUUGAGAUCAUGA